AUGAGUGGCGCGGGUGAGAACCGUUGGCGGCGGCAGGGGCAAAACAAUCGCCAAAACCAAGAUCGCUCGUCUGGCACAAGUACGCCCACCAAAGAGGGUCCUCGGCCUCAGGCGACAACAGCAUCUUCGGGAGGCGGUGCUUGGGGAGCCAAGGGCAAGCCUUCGGGGUCUGCGCCUGCUGCUUCAGCGCCAGCCCCGGCCACAGAACAGCAUGUUCCCGUGCGCGACUUCAAUGCGAAUGAGGUCAAGGAGUUUUUGAGGAAGAAAUACCUCGAAAGUACCGCAGGCCAACCCUCGGUAUAUCACAAGGUCGAAGGAGACUCGGUGCCAAAAAGGAGCAGCGGCGCAUGGGGUGCCAAAAGCAACAACAUGGCACAUCUCAUGCCCUCGGGCCAGUCCUUCUUCACAAACCUCAAGAAGCAGCUGGGCGGCAUCGAAGCUACCAAGCCAUCGUAA
Molecule: messenger RNA, 456 nt
Organism: Plenodomus lingam JN3
Lineage: Eukaryota; Fungi; Ascomycota; Dothideomycetes; Pleosporales; Leptosphaeriaceae
Source: RefSeq, a predicted model, not a curated record